GCCGGGGGUUGCUAUAUAAGUCAGGGGUGGAGCUUGGGUGCGUUCUGAGGGGAGCGAGCGGAUCAAUCAAUGGAGAGGGGGGUUAAGAUGGAGGAGAGGUACGAGCCCCUGAAGGAGUUGGGUGCUGGCAAUUUUGGGGUUGCGAGGUUGGUGAGAGAUAGGAGGAGCAAGGAGCUGCUUGCUGUCAAGUACAUUGAAAGAGGCCGAAAGAUUGAUGAGAACGUGAUGAGAGAGAUCAUUAAUCACAGUUCACUAAGACAUCCCAAUAUUAUCCGGUUCAAAGAGGUAUUACUAACACAAACACAUCUUGCUAUUGUCAUGGAAUAUGCUGCUGGUGGAGAACUCUUUGAUAGAAUCUGCAUGGCUGGUCGAUUCAGCGAGGACGAGGCAAGGUAUUUCUUUCAGCAGCUAAUAUCAGGAGUGAGUUACUGCCAUUUGAUGGAAAUAUGUCACCGUGAUCUCAAACUGGAAAACACGCUUUUGGAUGGAAGUCCAAUUCCCCGUCUUAAGAUCUGUGAUUUUGGUUACUCUAAGUCUGGUUUAUUACACUCACAGCCAAAAUCUACAGUAGGAACUCCAGCCUACAUAGCGCCAGAGGUUCUCUCUAGGAGGGAGUACAAUGGCAAGAUUGCAGAUGUUUGGUCUUGCGGUGUCACAUUAUAUGUGAUGUUGGUGGGAGCUUACCCUUUCGAGGACACCAUGGAUCCUAGGAAUUUUAGAAAGACAAUAAACCGAAUAAUGAGUGUUCAGUACUACAUCCCGGAUUAUGUAAGAGUCUCUCCAGGUUGCAGGCACCUUCUCUCUCGAAUUUUUGUAGCCAAUCCCUACAAGAGAAUAACCAUCCCUGAGAUAAAGCAACAUCCCUGGUUCUUAAAAAACAUGCCAAGAGAGCUCGUCGAGGGCGAAAGAACACGAUACCAAUCAUUAGUGGAGCGUAAUAAGCUUAAUCAGACACUGGGGGAAAUUAUGAGGAUUAUAGAAGAGGCAAGAAAGCCAGCAGCAAUUCCUCACGCUCUUCAGAAGCCAGCAAUGAUACCUGAAAAAGUAGAAGACUCUGAUUCUGAUGUUGAUACUGAAGAUGUGGAAACAAGUGGAGAUUUCCUUGAUAUAGAGUUCUGUGAUGCUCAGUAGAAGAUAUUUCACAAAGUUUUUACUGAGGUUGUGGCUGUAAAUUUUGCUAUGUUUCUCUAUGAGGAAGUAUUACUAUGCCUGUUAUUGAGAACCUUGUAUGGUGCAUAAAAAUGCGCCUAGUAGAAAGGUUUUAGUUAAGAGUAUUUAAUGGACUAUCGAGUUUAAUUGGUAUAUAUGAAGAGCUUAAUUAAGGUUCUAA
Asparagus officinalis (garden asparagus) is the source of this 1330-nucleotide messenger RNA. Its product is annotated as serine/threonine-protein kinase SAPK3-like. The transcript is spliced from 9 exons. The record is from RefSeq and is a predicted model, not a curated record. Gene Ontology annotation, biological process: intracellular signal transduction; protein phosphorylation. Lineage: Eukaryota; Viridiplantae; Streptophyta; Magnoliopsida; Asparagales; Asparagaceae. Gene Ontology annotation, molecular function: ATP binding; protein serine/threonine kinase activity. Bases 70 to 1131 code for a protein of 353 amino acids.